AUGUGGAGCGCUAAAGCUCACGUGACAACGCGACCCCACAAGGUGAUAAGCCCUGCCAUCCACAACACUCUUGCGCUGGGUUCGGUAUCCGGUUCCGGCGCAACUGCCCUGACUCCGCGUGCCGGCUUGCUGCUGGCGGUUGGGUUGGUUCUUUGGCUUGCGGUUGGCUGUAGGCUGGUUGGGUUUUUGAGGACGCGGGCGACGUGCUGCACGGGACGAGUCAAGGCUGCUCGCGACAAGCCUGGGAUGGUAGGGUCCGUUGUAGCGACUUGCUACGGUGGGGAUCCGCUUUACCUUUCACAUACGACCAUAGGACGUUGA
Boeremia exigua is the source of this 321-nucleotide messenger RNA. RefSeq lists its product as uncharacterized. The coding region runs from base 1 to 321 and encodes 106 amino acids. The record is from RefSeq and is a predicted model, not a curated record. The transcript has 3 exons. NCBI's taxonomy places the organism in Eukaryota, Fungi, Ascomycota, Dothideomycetes, Pleosporales, Didymellaceae.